CUCGAUGGCCUCCGGAAGCGGAAGCGUCUGUUCGGGUCCCUGCGCAGCCCGCGGGCGGGGAAGAGGAGCCGAGCGGCUGUCGCCGGGGCUGAGCCCGAGCCAUGGGGGACGAUAUGGAUGUGGUCCCCGAGCGGGAGAUGAAGGAUUUUCAGUUCAGAGCAUUGAAGAAGGUCCGAAUAUUUGAUGCUCCUGAGGAACUCCCUAAAGAGCGUUCCAGUCUCCUUGCCAUUUCGAACAAAUAUGGGCUAGUCUUUGCUGGUGGAGCAACUGGCCUGCAGAUCUUUCACACCAAAGAUCUUCUCAUGCAGAAUCAAGCAGGAGAAGAUCGCAAUAAAAUUGUUGAAAAUAUUCAAAGUAUAUUGGUUCCUAUGAAGUUUCCUGUGCAUCACCUGGCUCUGAGCUGUGAUAACCUCACACUGUCUGUCUGCAUGACAUCCAAUGAGUUUGGUUCCUUCAUUGGCUUUUUUGAUGUCCGCACGUUCUCAAAUCAGGCUAAACAGCAGAAACGUCCAUUUGCUUAUCAUAAACUGGCCAAAGACUCAGGCAGCAUGGCAAUGGUCUGUGAUCUGAAGUGGAACCCUGCUAGCCCCUCCAUGGUCGCUGUCUGUCUGUCCGAUGGUAGUAUCUCUGUCCUGCAGGUCACAGAGUCUGUGAAAGUGUGUGCCACUCUUCCUUCCUCGGUGGCUGUUACAUCAGUGUGCUGGAGCCCCAAAGGAAAGCAACUGGCUGUAGGGAAACAAAAUGGCACUGUGGUCCAGUAUCUGCCUAGCCUGCAGGAGAGAAAAGUAAUUCCCUGUCCUCCAUUUUAUGACUCAGAUAAUCCUGUUAAAGUCCUGGAUGUGCUUUGGGUUGGCACCUAUGUCUUCACUAUAGUUUACGCAGCUGCUGAUGGGACCUUGGAAACAUCCCCAGAGGUGGUGAUGGCUGUAUUACCUAAAAAGGAAGAGAAACGGCCAGAGAAGUUUAUGAAUUUCAUGGAGCCUUGCUAUGGUAGCUGCACCGAGCGACAGCAUCAUUACUUUCUCAACUAUGUUGAGGAGUGGGCUCUAGUCCUGGCAGCUUCAGCAGCUUCUACAGAAGUCAGCAUUCUCUCUAGACAAGCGGACCAGAUCAACUGGGAAUCGUGGGUUCUAGAAGAUUCCAGCAGAGCAGAACUUCCUGUGACAGAUAAGAAUGAUGACACCUUACCCGUAGGUGUUGCCAUAGAUUACACCAGUAACAUGCCAAUACUUAUCAGUGAUGAGAAGACCCUUCCUCCAGCUCCAGUUCUAAUAUUGCUCUCUACGGAUGGAGUGCUAUGUCCAUUUUACAUGAUCAAUCAAAACCCAGGUGUCAAAUCGCUCAUAGUGACCCCAGAGCCACUGUCAAUAGAAGGGGAGAGAGCACCAAAAUCAGCAGGAAGUACUGCCACAACCCCGACCACCCCUCCUGCUCCUUCAAAGUUUGAAACUGCACUAGUUGUCACUCCUGCCACAGCUUCACCUCUUGCUCCUGCAUCUUCAGCCUCUAGUCUGCUUUCUGCUGGUGGUGGAGCAGCCACUUUUUCCUUUACAUCUUCAGCUGUAAAGAUGUCCGGCUCUAUGUCUGGAGACCCCCCACCAUAUCCCUUUGCAUCAGAUGUUUCCAAGCAAGCUCUGGGUUCCAGUCUAACUGGAGCAGCUGCAUUCUCUUUUUCUUCCAAAGCUUCAGUGACUCCUUUCCCCGCUGCAGGCCCCAUGGCAGCUACAGCCAACUCCUUCUCUUUUGGAUCUACAAAUUUUAAACCAACUACAGACAGCGCACCUGUGCCACCACUGUCUACCACACCAGCCGGUCUGAAACCAUGUUUCACCCCUACAGCAUCUACUGUCAAAGUAAUCCUAAGCGAGAAGUUCACUGCCAUAGACACAUCUGCUUCUGCUGGCAGCAGCAGUCACAACAGCUCCACGAUGUUUUCAUUCUCCACUACCUCCAAACCUAUUCCUGGAGGACCCCUAAGCCAGUCCACACCCCUCUCUGCUUCACCUGCCACCCCAAUGAAGGCAUCCACCCCUGUGUCUGCAACAAUGGCGCGGCCUGCUCAGAAUGUGCCUGCAGCAUCUAAUCUACUGAAGACAGCCAGAAUCACCCCACCUGCAACAAAAUCAAUCUCCAUUCAGGGAAAGUCAGCAUUGCCCAGCACUGGGUUAGAGAAACAGGUCCAUCAGUGGAAGGAUUCGGACCCUGUCAUAGCAGGAAUCAAAGAGGAGAUUGCCCAUUUCCAAAAGGAGAUGGAAGAGCUGAAAGCCAGAACUUCUAAUGUCUGUUUCCAAGUCGGCACUGCCGAGGAGAUGAAGUGGCUGCGGACAGUGUCUCAUGACCUUCAGACCUUUCUCUUGGAGAUUAAAGAGACAACAGAGUCCCUUCAUGGAGAUAUCAGCAUUUUGAAGACUACCCUGCUGGAGGGCUUUGCUGGGGUGGAAGAUGCUAGAGGACAAAACGAGAGAAAUCAUAACUCGGGAUAUUUACAUCUGCUGUAUAAGAAACCAUUGGAUCCCAAAAGUGAAGCACAGCUUCAGGAAAUUAGACGCUUACACCAGUAUGUGAAGUUUGCUGUUCAGGACGUGAAUGAUGUUCUGGAUUUGGAGUGGGACCGGCAUCUGGAACAGAAAAAAACCCAAAAGCGCCUGAUUGUUCCUGAGCGAGAGACUUUGUUUAACACACUUGCUAAUAAUCGUGAAAUAAUUAAUCAGCAGAGGAAGAGGCUGAAUCACCUGGUGGACAGCCUGCAGCAGCUCCGCUUAUAUAAUCAGACUUCUCAAUGGAGUAUGCCUAGUGACACGUCUUCUCUUAGCAGUUCUCAAAGCUUUGACAGUGACCUUGAGAGCCUGCGCAGUGCAUUGGUGAAAACUACCUUGGAAUCGUAUGCUAAGUCCCUGCCAAAAGCACCUGCUAAAUUGUCCCCAGUUAAACAGGCACAGCUGAGGAAUUUCCUAGCGAAGAGGAAGACUCCACCUGUGAGAUCCACUGCUCCAGCCAGUCUCUCCCGAUCAGCCUUCUUGUCUCUGAGGUAUUAUGAAGAUUUGGAUGAAGUCAGCUCAACAUCCUCCAUUUCCCAGUCACUGGAGAAUGAUGAUUCACAGAUCGUAGAGCAGGAAGAGGAAGCUGCUCCAGUCCAAGUCCCCCGACAUGCUCCUGUAGUCCGUACGCCCUCUAUUCAGCCGGGUCUAAUGGCGCAGUCUCCACCAUUUGGUAAACCUCAUCUGACAAUGGGCACUUUAGUGCCUACGUCUUCAAGCAGAAUUGUUCCCCAAGGGGCAGAUAGCACAAUGCUUGCAACAAAGACUGUGAAACAUGGGGCCCUUGCUCCCACUGUCACCGUCCCAGCACCACAAGCAGCUGCUGCAGCAGCGUUGAGAAGACAGAUGGCUAGCCAGACUCCAGCAGUGAGCACCUCCUUGACUGAAUCAACUCUAAAGAACGUCCCUCAGGUGGUGAACGUGCGAGAACUGAAGAACAAUGCCUCAGCCCCUGCUGUUUCUGCGGUAAUAGGAUCUUCCGUACCUCAGUCUGCAGCCCAAGCAGUCCACCAAGUUUUGGCUACAGUUGCUACAAAUCAAGCCAAGCAGGGGUCUCUAACCAGCUCACUUAAGGCUCAGUCUUCACCUGUAUCUGCAUCCAUACCAUGUACCCUCACUACUACAGCUGGUCAAAUAUCAGCUGGCAGCAAAAUCUCAGAUACCUUCCAAGAGCCCCGGGCAUCCUCGAGCAACAACAAGGAGGAUAUUGUUGAGGAGGACAAGAAUGUGAGGCAGGCAAAUGGAGGAUCCAUUUUCCCCAACAGACAAUUGUUUUUAACCCUGGAGCCCAUCCCUACACAGGACCAGUUAGCGGCAGAGCAUGAUGUCGGGCAAGGCACCUCUGGGCAAGGGACAGCAAAAGCAGUUGCAGCUGUGACCUCUCCUACAGUGACUUCAACUCCAGUGGCCGCUGCACAGUUUAACCAGACAUUUUCAUUCUCUUCAUUGGGGACUGGGUUUAAUUUUGGUGCAGCCACAUCCACUGCAUCAACACCACCCAACCUUUCUGCCUCACAAGUAGUGACAGCCCCUGUUAAAGAGUCAAGUCAGCCUGAUGCAUUUUCACUUGGUGGGGGUACUAAAUUUGGAACAGUUCCGGAGAGCUCAUUUACCUUUGGGUCCAUCAAGCCAGCCAGUGUUUCAGGAGUCUCCAUGACGAGUGGCUCUUCUGUAGAUGCCACCCAGAUGAACAGCAAACCUGCUCCGACUGCCACUUCUAUUCCCUCCACAACCUCUGGCAAACUGGAAGUCCUUCCAUCAAAGCCAGGAGAUAAUUUAUUUCACAGUAAUAUGGCUGGGGAAACUCUUGGGAGCUUCUCAGGAUUAAGGGUUGGUCAAGCAGAUGAUAAUACCAAAGUCAAUGUUAAAGCUCCAUCUACCAACAUUGCUGGUGGACAGCCAACUAAAACAUCCACAAUACCUUCUGGAUUUACCUUUAACAGCCCUCUGCAGUUAGGGAAACCUGUGGAAGCCACUUCAACAUUAGUCAUGGCCACCAGUACAGCAUCCACAUCAGUCAGCACAAAUACUACAGGCAGCAUAUUUGGCAAUGUCCAGUUAACCAGCACCGGGUCUUCUGGGGUAUUUAGUCUUGGAGGAUCUUCAGGUGGCAGCAAGCCUGCUUUUUCAUUUGGCCUUCCACAAGCAAACAUUGUCACAACAUCCGCCUCUGUACCUGCAACUCUCCCCACUUCAGCAUCCCUGUCAUUUGUAAGUCUUUUGAGUUCAGCACCAACUGCUGUAUCCCCAGCAACUUCUAGUAAUGGCGCAGGGGAUGUCAAGCUACCACCUUUGUCUGAAAAGCCACCUGAAGGUGAAAUACUAACAACUGUGUCUGCGCCUCUAACUUCUCAGCCACAAACAACUCAACCACAAUUACAACUGUCCGAUUCUGUUAAAGACGAACCUACUUUAUCUCAGUCUAUAGCAGGUGAUGCAGAUGUUACGGGUCCUAGCACCUCCUUGACUCCUUCCACAGAUACAAUCUCUACAGCUACCUGUGCUACUGAGUCUAAGGCAGAGGCAGUUCCUCCAGUCUCUACCUCUGCCCCACUGGACCAGAACAUUUCAGUGACCACAGCUGCAGCAGAUGUUGUCAUCGCCCCUUCUGCAGAAAUUACAAGCACGUUGGCUACCACCAAGGAUAUUGAUACAUCUAUUCAAAGCCCAGCUGCAGGUACUUCUGUAUUUGGGACUGUUUCUUCAAGUUCCUCAGUGUUCUCUCAACCUCCAAAUUCCAGUUCUUCUUCCUCGGCCUUUAGUCACCCUGCUGGUGACACAACCACCACCCCUUCCACUCCUGUUUUUGGACCGCUAACAGCAGCUACCACAGCAUCUUCUCCAUUUGGUCAACACACUAGCAGCACUAUCUCCACUACUGCAGCUACUACUCAGGUAGCUGGCUCAGGGUUUGGCGCAUCUGCUUUUGGCACAGCAGCUGCGGGUGGCUUUGGUCAACCAGCAUUUGGGCAGGCACCAGCCUUUGGACAGCCAGCAAGCAGUUCUUCAAGUGGUUUUACCUUCACUCAAACUGGGUUUGGAACAAUGCCUGUUUUUGGCCAGCCGUCUUCCUCCACUGCAACUUCAAGCGGUGGGAAUGUCUUUGGAGCACCAUCUAGCACCAACAGUCCAAGUUCUUUUUCUUUUGGCCAGCCAUCUGCCAGCACUGGUGGUGGACUAUUCGGACAAAGCAGUGCUCCAGUUUUUGGACAGAGUGCUGGCUUUGGACAGGGUGGAUCAGUGUUUGGUAACAACGCCACUGCCACCACCACUACAUCAUCUUCUGGAUUCAGCUUCUGUCAAGCUUCAGGUUUUGGUUCUAGCAACACAGGUUCCGUGUUUGGACAGGCAGCCAACACUGGGGGCGCUGUCUUUGGCCAGCAGUCAUCCACUUCCAGUGGGGGUUUGUUUGGGUCUGGAAGUGGUGGAAGAAAUGGAGGUUUCUUCAGUGGCCUCGGAGGAAAGCCAAGCCAGGAUGCAGCCAAUAAAAACCCCUUUAGUUCUGCCACUGGAGGAUUUGGAUCUGCAGCUUCCCAGAAUACCUCUAGCUUAUUUGGAAACAAUGGGGCCAAGACCUUUCGAUUUGGCAACUCAUCUUAUGGAGAGCAGAAACCUACAGGCACUUUCAGUUCUGGAGGCGGGACCGUGGCCGCUCAAGGCUUUGGGUUCUCUAGUCCAACCAAAGCAGGUGGCUUCGGUGCUGCUCCAGUGUUUGGCAGCCCUCCCACUUUCGGGGGGUCCCCUGGGUUUGGAGGGGUGCCAGCAUUCGGUUCAGCCCCAGCCUUUACAAGCCCUCUGGGCUCGACGGGAGGCAAAGUGUUCGGCGAGGGUACAGCUGCAGCCAACGCCGGAGGAUUUGGUUUUGGUGGCACCAGUAACAAUGCUGCAUCAUUUGGCACUCUGGCAAAUCAAAAUGCUCCUACAUUCGGGUUGCUGUCCCAACAGACUACUGGUUUUGGCACACAAAGCAGUGGUUUCUCUGGCUUUGGGUCAAGUGGAGGAGGCUUUGGCUUUGGAUCAUCUAACUCAUCCACCUCUGGGUUUAGUGGUUGGAGAAGCUGAGAGGGGAUGUUCAUGAGCCCCUUCCACCCAUGCUGUGGUCAGCCAAGUUAGAGCUGCUCCAUUUGUGGAUCCUCUUCAUGAUCAAGCAUCAGAUCAUCUUUCUUUUGAAAUAUCAAUUCUACUUUUUUAAAAACACUUAAUGCUUAUUUUUAUGCAAUAAUUGUUCUUGCUCUUUAAUAAACUGUUUUAUCUGCUUCA
This is a messenger RNA of Chelonoidis abingdonii (Abingdon island giant tortoise), 6797 nucleotides long. The record is from RefSeq and is a predicted model, not a curated record. NCBI's taxonomy places the organism in Eukaryota, Metazoa, Chordata, Testudines, Testudinidae.